Messenger RNA from Erigeron canadensis, 2342 nucleotides. RefSeq names its product calcium-dependent protein kinase 17-like. Gene Ontology annotation, biological process: peptidyl-serine phosphorylation; protein autophosphorylation; intracellular signal transduction. The transcript has 8 exons. Gene Ontology annotation, cellular component: nucleus; cytoplasm. The record is from RefSeq and is a predicted model, not a curated record. Bases 95 to 1675 code for a protein of 526 amino acids. NCBI's taxonomy places the organism in Eukaryota, Viridiplantae, Streptophyta, Magnoliopsida, Asterales, Asteraceae. Gene Ontology annotation, molecular function: calcium-dependent protein serine/threonine kinase activity; calmodulin binding; calcium/calmodulin-dependent protein kinase activity.
UCUCUUGUUUCUCUAAAGUGUAAACCUUUUAUUUUUCAUCGACAUUAUUCUAAAACCCUAUUAUAACAUUUGCCACCGGACCGAUAUCUCACCAAUGGGGAACUGUUGUUCCCAAAAAGAACCUCCAACGGAAGAUGGUCCAUCCGACCAUAACAAUGGAGAAAGAUCACAUAACGAUCAUUCGAGAAACACCCCUCAUUCCUCAUCCUCAUCACCCACAGCAAAAGCUGGCAAACCAUCCCCUAUAGGCACCGUAUUGGGACGUCCAAUGGAAGAUAUCCGCAAUGUUUACACGAUUGGCAAAGAGCUUGGCAGGGGCCAGUUUGGUGUCACACAUUUGUGUACGAGCAAACAAUCAGGAGAACAAUUUGCAUGCAAAACUAUAGCCAAACGAAAACUUGUAAAUAAAGAAGAUAUGGAGGAUGUCAGGAGAGAAGUACAGAUCAUGCAUCAUUUAAGCGGACAAGCAAAUAUUGUGGACCUUAAGGGUGCAUUUGAGGACAAACAUUCGGUUCAUUUGGUAAUGGAGCUAUGUGCUGGUGGAGAGUUAUUUGAUCGGAUUAUAGCCAAGGGUUAUUAUACCGAAAGGGGUGCUGCCUCGUUGCUUAGAACCAUCGUUCAAAUUGUUCAUACUUGUCAUUCGAUGGGAGUUAUUCAUAGAGAUCUAAAGCCCGAAAAUUUUCUUCUUUUGAAUAAAGAUGAAAACGCUCCCCUUAAGGCUACAGAUUUCGGUCUCUCAGUUUUCUACAAACAAGGCGAGGUAUUCAGUGAUAUUGUCGGAAGUGCAUAUUAUAUCGCACCCGAGGUAUUGAAAAGAAAAUAUGGACCAGAAGUCGAUAUAUGGAGCAUCGGUGUCAUGUUAUAUAUACUUCUUUGUGGAGUUCCUCCUUUCUGGGCAGAAUCAGAGCAUGGGAUAUUCAAUGCAAUUUUGCGUGGCCAUGUCGAUUUUACAAGUGACCCCUGGCCUAUGAUAUCUCCUCAGGCCAAAGAUCUCGUUAAGAAGAUGUUGAAUUCAGAUCCCAAACAGCGGUUGACGGCACAUCAAGUGCUUGCACAUCCAUGGAUUAAAGAAGAUGGAGAAGCACCUGAUACACCACUUGAUAAUGCGGUUAUGGGCAGGCUAAAACAAUUUAGAGCCAUGAACAAGUUCAAGAAAGUUGCUCUUCGGGUGAUUGCAGGGUGUCUAUCAGAGGAAGAAAUCAUGGGCUUAAAGGAAAUGUUCAAAGGGAUGGAUACUGAUAACAGUGGAACAAUAACGCUUGAAGAGCUAAAACACGGGCUUUCCAAGCAAGGGACAACAAAACUAACCGAAAGUGAAGUUAAACAGCUACUGGAAGCUGCAGAUGCAGAUGGGAAUGGAACCAUAGAUUAUGACGAGUUCAUAACAGCAACAAUGCAUUUGAACAGGAUGGAUAGAGAAGAACAUCUCUAUACUGCAUUCCAAUACUUUGAUAAAGAUAACAGUGGGUACAUAACUAUAGAAGAAAUGGAGCAAGCUAUCCGCGAAUAUGGCAUGAAUGAUGGAAGGGACAUAAAAGAAAUAGUAUCAGAGAUUGAUACCGAUAACGAUGGUCGGAUCAACUACGACGAGUUUGUGGCAAUGAUGAGAAAAGGCAACAGAGAAGCCAGUGUAAAUCCAAAGAGGCGAAGAGAUUCAUUUGUUCCAGCAAUAUGAUUUUGCUCAUUGGUUACACUAGGAGUACAUACAGCGCUUUACUUUCCAUAAACAUAAGGAUGAGAAGGUCGUUCAUAAUACUACUCAGAGUUUGUUGCAGAACCCGCGUCACCUCUGAUGAAAUGAGGAUAAUUGCUGAAUUAUGGAUUAAUCUCCACAGAAUUAACCAUUCAAAUUGUAGGAACAGAUUCAGCAGACAAAUUUUUCGUGUAUACUUGUAAUACGAAGAGAAAAAAGAGAGCUAUUAUUGAUGGGAUUAUCUAACUAAUGUGUGUGUAAGGAAACAUACCUAGUUAGCUCCUGUCAUGUUUAUGAAUGAAUACCUGAAUGUACUUGAAUCAUAUGCAAAUCAAGGUCAAGUUGGUAUAAUGAACUGGAAUGCACUAACAAUAGUCCAUUAUAAAAGAAGGAUUGAACAAAGGAUCAUCACGAGAAUGAGAAGAUACCGGCUAAAAGCCAGCAAAAUCAAUAUCAUGAAGAAUAUCAAGCAAAUAUUUUCGUUACUCUAAUGCAGAUCAUGAUAGGUGAAGGUAGCGUAAACUCCAAGGAAGUAUCCCCAACACCUAACAUCCCAUGAUGCAAAACAAGUGUGUAACAUCUAAAUCAACUUGGUAUUAAAGAAGAUAGAGCUAUCUACGAAAAUAAUACCCACCCAGACCAAAAAAGA